This is a messenger RNA of Cucurbita pepo subsp. pepo (vegetable marrow), 617 nucleotides long. RefSeq names its product oleosin Cor a 12-like. NCBI's taxonomy places the organism in Eukaryota, Viridiplantae, Streptophyta, Magnoliopsida, Cucurbitales, Cucurbitaceae. The record is from RefSeq and is a predicted model, not a curated record. Gene Ontology annotation, cellular component: membrane; monolayer-surrounded lipid storage body. Gene Ontology annotation, biological process: response to freezing; seed oilbody biogenesis; lipid storage.
UCCGAAUGAAACUUGUUCCCCAUGCAAAGCCCCUACUCACCAUCUCACAUGUACGUGUCACCAUUUUGCAAAUCCCACCACCAUUUAUAAACACCUUCCAAUGUCUUUCUUCCUUCCAACUUAUCUUUGCCUUAACCAAAAUGGCUGAUCGUCCACAACCACACCAAAUACAAGUCCACCCCCAACGUCGCUACGACGACGUCGGUGCCAAGGGACGAGCAGGCCCUUCAGCCUCCACAAUCCUUGCCGUUGUGACCCUCGUCCCUCUUGGUGGCUCACUACUUGGACUCGCGGGUUUGACGCUGGCAGUCACGCUAGUUGGCCUGGCUGUGUUCAUCCCGGUUUUCAUCAUCUUCAGCCCCAUUCUGGUGCCAGCAAUCUUAACCAUUGGUCUGGCUGUCCUCGCCUUCUUGACCUCUGGGGCAUUUGGACUCACGGCUCUCUCUUCACUCACAUGGGCUUUCAACUACAUACGCCGGGCAGCCGGGUUCAUGCCUGAUCAGAUCGACCAAGCAAAGAGACGCAUGCAGGAUAUGGCUGGUUAUGUGGGGCAGAAGACGAAGGACCUAGGGCAGGAGAUUCAAAGCAGGACCCAAGAACAAGGGAGGAAGACGUAA